AUGGAACUUGGAACGAAAUCCACCCUCCUUACCUUUAAUGUCCUGCCUCUCCCUGAGCUCAUCUCUGACCACUUUCCCAGUUCACGUCACUCCCGCAGCACUGGCGUUCAUUUGGUUCUGAUUACAUUCCGACGUGUGGCCUGUGCUCUAGCUGUGUCUUCCUCCUGGAACAUUGAGUCCUGUAACCAUCUCAAGGACUCUCGUGUCAUUCAAGCAUCAGCUGGUUGCCACUUGCUCAGAGAGCCCUUCUCUGAGCCCUCCAUUCUCCUUCAGCUCGACCACUGGCUCCACAGCAAAUCUCUGAGUAAUGAAGAAAACUUGAAACUAUUUGGGAAAUGCAACAAUCCAAAUGGCCAUGGGCACAAUUAUAAGAUUGAUUCUGUUACAGGAAUGGUUAUAAAUUUUACCAACCUCACAGGGUAUAGAGAGGAGGCAAUUAUGAAGCCCCCUGAUCAUAAGAAUCUGGUUUUUGAUGUGCCAUACUUAGCACAUGUUGUAAGCACCACAGGAAAUGUAGCUGUAUAUAUCUGGGGAACUCAGAAAUUUCUUCCUGUGGGAAUUCUUUAUAAAAUAAAAGUAUAUGAAACUGAGAAGACUGUAUAG
Messenger RNA from Rhinolophus ferrumequinum (greater horseshoe bat), 603 nucleotides. RefSeq names its product 6-pyruvoyltetrahydropterin synthase (gene PTS). Gene Ontology annotation, biological process: tetrahydrobiopterin biosynthetic process. The record is from RefSeq and is a predicted model, not a curated record. Gene Ontology annotation, molecular function: 6-pyruvoyltetrahydropterin synthase activity. Gene Ontology annotation, cellular component: mitochondrion. NCBI's taxonomy places the organism in Eukaryota, Metazoa, Chordata, Mammalia, Chiroptera, Rhinolophidae.